AAGGGAUAACUGUUUAUAAUGCACUGUCCCACCCACCCCCUGUGGCGCACGCCCUGCUUCCUGCAUUCAGACACUUCAUCAACCUGACAACACUGGACCGGCCACGUCCCCCCCCCUCAUACGUAAGCACGGACUCGUCUUGUAGCAUGUAUAGCGUGGACGGCACAAGAUUAUUAAGAUCAUGGCAACCAGGUGGGGUAUCGCUGGAGCUGGCAAAAUAUCAGUCGAUUUCUGCCUAGCCUUGAAAACAUUGCCAGAAACCGAACAUUGCAUAAAAGCUGUUGGUGCUCGAUCUCUAGAAAGAGCCAAAGAAUUUGCUGCAAAGUUCCAAAUCGAAGUAGCUUGCGGGUCGUACGAGGACUUGUUUUUGCGUGAUGAUGUCGAUGUCAUCUACAUCGGUACGAUCAAUACGACUCACAAAGAAUUAUCGAUAUGUGCAAUGAAGAGUGGCAAGCAUGUUCUCUGUGAAAAGCCUGCUGGAAUGAACUCAUCUGAAUUAGACGAGAUAUUCAGUGUUGCUAAACAAGAGAGGAAGCUUUUUAUGGAGGCUGUUUGGACAAGGUUUUCCCCAGCACACUUGGAAACAUUUGAAGCAUUGAAAAAUGGAAUCAUUGGAGAUAUUAUGGCAGUCCAAGUAACAUUUGGUAUCUCAGUUCUUGGUUCUAUUGACAGAGUGACUAAUCCAGGCCUUGGUGGAAGUGUUUUAAUGGAUAUUGGCAUAUAUUUGAUGCAUUUUGUAGAUAUGGUUUUCAGUGGGGAUGAACCCAUAAAAAGAUCCACAGUUGGAUUCCUUGCUGAUUCUGGAGUUGAUUUAUGUAGCAGCACAACAUUUCUCUUUAGGGGAAAGAAGAUUGCCCAAGCCAUGUGUUCAGGAAUUGCAGAUCUUCCAAAUGAAGGGAUUAUUAUUGGCACUAAAGGAAGGAUCAUAUUUAGGGCCCCAUUUUGGUGUCCUACACUUGUCACCAUCAAUGAUGUAGACAAAAGCUAUUCAUUACCUGAAACAUUGUUUCCAACAAACUUUGCUAACAGUGCUGGAUUAAGAUAUGAAGCCGAACAUGUGAGGAAGUUAAUCAUAGAAGGAAAGAUUGAAAGUGAUGUAAUGACUCACAGCACAAGCAAAAGAAUAAUGAGGUACCUGGAACAAAGUCGACAGGAAGUAAAUAACAUGCUAAAGGCACAUAAUUUUUUAAUUGGCCUCUUUGUUGUGACUAUUUUUGCAGUACUACUCUUAACCUUGUCAAUGACAAAAGAGCAACAUGGUUUUACAGAACCUAAAAGGAUAACAGACUGUAUAACAAUAAGCGAUUCUUCAGUUUUGGAAAUGAGAAAACCAGAUGAUGAUGUUUUAGAAAAACUCACUCCACACUUCAAGCUUGUUGAAAGUGAUACAGACCCAUUGCCGAUUUCGCCUAAAUGUAGCAAAGAAGUUUUUCUAAUAGUGCUGGUAGUAACUUCACCAGAUGGUUAUAUCAGACGUAAUGCAAUCAGAGGAACUUGGGCUGAGAGUUUUGGCAAAAGCAGACAUGCAAUGAAGAAGGAGUCAAAAGUUGAAAAAGAGUAUGGUAUUGACAGUGUUGUUAAAGUUGUCUUUUUGGUUGGACAUACACCCAAUAAACAGGUAAUGGAUCUUGUAAAUGCCGAAGCUAAGAUGUUUGGAGACAUUGUUCUUGGCGGCUUUCAUGAAGAUUAUCGCAACCUCACAAUGAAAACACGUCUUGGACUCAAAUGGGCAUACUUCAGUUGCAAAGCAAAAUACAUUCUUAAAACUGAUGAUGAUGUGUUUAUAAACACAUUUCCAUUAGUUGAAUGGUUGGCAGAGCAACAGAGAGAGAAGUUUUACAGUGGUUGGUGCAACUUUGAUUCUCCAGUUGUAAGAGACCCAAACAACAAAUGGUUUGUUUCUACGGAUGACUAUGAAGGAACUAAUUACCCUGGGUACUGUCUUGGAGGAGGUUACGUCAUGUCGGACGAUGUUCUUGGAAGAAUGAUUAAAAUGUCAUAUGGCAGAAAGCUUUUCCCAAUGGAAGAUCUUUACGUUGGACUGCUAAUCAAGAGCCUUGGUGAUGUUAAGCCUUUUGACAAUAAACAAGGAUUUGAUUUGGUAUUUGGUGGUGCUGAGGGGUGUAGGUAUACUUCCCUGUAUCUCGCGCACCCGGUCCGGCCAGAUGACCAACUAAGAAUGUUAUUAGAAGCACAUUUUGCAUUGCAAACCUGCUAGGGUGCUUUAAAUUUCUAUAUUUAUAUUAUAUUUAGUAUGAAUCAAUCUUACAUUAUAUUGAUAAUUAUCAAUCUAUACUAAUAGUGAUCAUCUCAUCUUUAGCUUUUUAAGUAUUAGGAAUUUAGCUUGGUUUUUUAAUAUAUUUGAAAUUUUAUGAUCA
Molecule: messenger RNA, 2378 nt
Organism: Rhopilema esculentum
Lineage: Eukaryota; Metazoa; Cnidaria; Scyphozoa; Rhizostomeae; Rhizostomatidae
Product: trans-1,2-dihydrobenzene-1,2-diol dehydrogenase
Molecular function (GO): nucleotide binding
Source: RefSeq, a predicted model, not a curated record